CGCGUCCCCGAGGCCAUGCCCUCCACCAGCUACACGCCGGGGGCCAAGCGCGAGAUCACCAUGGAGGGAGACCUGGUCAUCGGGGGCCUGUUCCCCGUGCACGAGAAGGGCGAGAGCACCGAGGACUGCGGCAAAAUCAACGAGCAGCGCGGGAUCCAGAGGCUGGAGGCCAUGCUGCUGGCGCUGGACGAGAUCAACCAGGACCGCCGCAUCCUGCCCGGCCUGCGGCUGGGAGCCCACAUCCUGGACACCUGCUCCAAGGACACCUACGCCCUGGAGCAGUCCCUGGAGUUUGUGCGCGCCUCCCUGACCAAGGUGGACGAGGCCGAGUACAUCUGUCCCGACGGGUCGUACGGCAUCCACGACGACGUCCCGCUGGCCAUCUCCGGGGUCAUUGGCGGCUCCUACAGCGAUGUGUCCAUCCAGGUGGCCAACCUGCUCAGACUCUUCCAGAUCCCCCAGAUCAGCUACGCCUCCACAAGCGCCAAGCUGAGCGACAAGACCCGCUACGACUACUUCGCCCGCACCGUGCCCCCAGACUUCUACCAGGCCAAGGCCAUGGCGGAGAUCCUGCGCUACUUCAACUGGACCUACGUGUCCACGGUGGCCUCCGAGGGAGACUACGGCGAGACGGGCAUCGACGCCUUCCAGCAGGAGGCCCGCGCCCGGCAGAUCUGCAUCGCCACGUCGGCCAAGGUCAGCCGCUCCAUGAACCGCUGGAGCUACGAGGCGGUGAUCCGCUCCCUGCUGCAGAAGUCCAACGCCAAGGUGGUGAUCCUCUUCACCCGCAGCGAGGACGCCCGGGAGCUGCUGGUGGCGGCCGCCCGCAUGAACGUGUCCUUCGUCUGGGUGGCCAGCGACGGCUGGGGGGCGCAGGAGAGCGUGGUGAGGGGCAGCGAGCUGGUGGCUAACGGGGCCUUCACCCUGGAGCUGGCCUCCUACCCCAUCCGCGAGUUCACCGACUACUUCACCAAGCUGGACCCGUACAACAACACCCGUAACCCUUGGUUCCGGGAGUUCUGGGAGCACCGCUUCCAGUGCAGCCUCCGCGAGCCGGCCUGCGCCCGACGCACCCUGAGGGACGGCAGCUUCAUGCAGGAGCCCAAGAUCAUGUUCGUGGUGAACGCCGUCUACGCCAUGGCCCACGCCCUGCACAACAUGAGGCAGGCCGUGUGCCCCAACACCACCAAGGUCUGCGAGGCCAUGAAGCCGGGAAACGGGAAGCGCUUCUACAGGGAGUUCAUCCUGAAGACCAAGUUCGCCGCCCCCUUCCGCCCGGCAGAGACAGAAAACAUGGUGCGAUUCGACGCAUAUGGGGACAGCAUCGGCCGCUACAACAUAUUCCAUUACCACCAGGAGGACGGCAAGUACAUCUACAGGAAGGUGGGGUACUGGGCCCAGAGCCUCACGCUGAACACAAGCCUGAUUUCCUGGGCCAACCACGUGGCACACACUUCUCAGUGUAGCGACCCCUGCAAGAAGAACGAGAUAAAAAGCAUGCAGCCGGGGGACGUCUGCUGCUGGAUCUGCAUCCCCUGCCAGUCCUACCAGUACCUGCUCGACGAGUUCACCUGCAUGGACUGCAGCUUCGGCCAAUGGCCCCUGGAGAACCUGAGCGGGUGCUAUGACCUGCCGGAGGAGUACAUCCACUGGGAGGACGCCUGGGCUGUGGGGCCUGUCACCAUCUCCUGCCUGGGCAUGGUCUGCACCCUCUUCGUUGUUGGCCUGUUUGCCAAGAACAACGACACGCCCGUGGUGAAGGCUAGCGGGCGGGAGCUCUCCUACAUCCUGCUGCUGGGGGUGCUGAUGUGCUACAGCAUGACUUUCAUCUACAUCGCCAAGCCGUCGACGGCCAUCUGCACCCUGCGUCGGCUGGGCCUCGGCACCUCCUUCGCCGUCUGCUACUCGGCCCUGCUGACCAAGACCAACCGCAUCGCCCGCAUCUUCAACGGCGUGCAGGACAGCGCCCAGCGGCCGCGCUUCAUCAGCCCCACCUCGCAGGUGGUCAUCUGCCUGGCGCUCAUCUCCUGCCAGCUGGUGGUGGUGGUGGUGUGGCUGCUGGUGGAGGCUCCGGGCGUGAGGAAGGAGAUCAGCCCCGAGAGGAGGGACGUGGUGACGCUCAAGUGCAACAGCAAGGACUCCAGCAUGCUGGUGUCCCUCACCUACAACUGCGUGCUCAUCGUCCUCUGCACCGUCUACGCCUUCAAGACCAGGAAGUGCCCCGAGAACUUCAACGAGGCCAAGUUCAUCGGCUUCACCAUGUACACCACCUGCAUCAUCUGGCUGGCCUUCCAGCCCAUCUUCUACGUCACGGCUAGCGACUACAGGGUGCAAACCACCACCAUGUGCAUCUCCGUCAGCCUGAGUGGCUCGGUGGUGCUGGGCUGCCUCUUCGCCCCAAAGAUCCACAUCAUCCUGUUCCAGCCCCAGAAGAACGUGACCACACACCGAGUCACCACCAACCGCUUCAGUGCCACAGGGGCGGGAUCCAGCUACUCACAAGCAUCAGCUUCAAACUAUGUGCCAACGGUGUGCAACGGUCGAGAGGUGGUGGACUCUACAACGUCCUCCCUGUAAGGAAGAAGAAAGAGCAGACUUCACGUCCUCUGCCAAACGGACACAAGCUAUAACCACAAGUCAACGACAUCAGUCCCUCAUUCACACAGGGUUUUAAUGGCAUAAAAGUGCAUGUUAUCUGGAAACUAAUUAAAUAUUGUAAAAACUGGAAAACACUGGUAGCCCAGGAAGUAGAAAACUGCACUGCCAAUCGAAACUUCCGUAUAUAUUUUCGAAAUAUUUUUUUCCCGUUCGAAUGAAUGGAGGGCAUGCUGCUCUUUGCUCACAGACAGCAUUCACAUAGCAUUUCUUUUAACCAGAUGUCAUUCAAAUAACCGAUGAUGAGAGAGUGCAAAUUGCAUUUAAGAAAGAAAUUCUAAAUGGCCACAGCUAGUUUGCUUUAUACAAGGAUUUCCAGCUUUCCUCAAGUGGCAAAAUAAGCCUUUGUGAAUGAAUGGGGCAAGUGUUACAAAUAUUGGAGUGGUGUCACUGGAGAUCAAUCUGAUCUUGUUGUCCAAGUAUUGUGAAAACAAUGUCCCAAUUAUGUUUCUUUCUUUGACUAGUGUUAUAACAACUAUAAUAAUUAUGAUGAUAAAAUAAAAUCAUUCAGUAUACCCUUGCUUUAUGAGAAAAGUACAUUUUAUUUAAGACAUGAUACAUGAUAGUGAAUUUGUUCAGAUGUAGGCUAUAAUAUAUACUGCUAGCACAAUGUUUUUAAUGUAGAUUUUGGUGAACCAGUUUGUGCUUUCUUGUAAUUUAUGUAAAUAAAAUGUGUUUUUUAUUAUUAAAACUGCAGAUGCUA
Conger conger (European conger) is the source of this 3358-nucleotide messenger RNA. Its product is annotated as metabotropic glutamate receptor 2-like. The transcript has 6 exons. Lineage: Eukaryota; Metazoa; Chordata; Actinopteri; Anguilliformes; Congridae. Bases 16 to 2577 code for a protein of 853 amino acids. The record is from RefSeq and is a predicted model, not a curated record. Gene Ontology annotation, biological process: G protein-coupled glutamate receptor signaling pathway; regulation of synaptic transmission, glutamatergic. Gene Ontology annotation, molecular function: group II metabotropic glutamate receptor activity. Gene Ontology annotation, cellular component: membrane.